GAGACUUUCGCCAAAGUCGGCGCCGGGCUGCACGCACAAGGCGGGGUUUUAGUGGCCGCCAUUUUCUCGCCUCCCGGCCGCAGCCGCUCCCGCUUUUCUGGGCCGCCCCCUCGCUGCCCGCGCCGCUCCCAGCGCGGCUCCCGCAGCCCAGGCUCUUGAAGCAAUAGGCUGUUGGAUUUUGAUCCCGCCCAGAAUACUUGAGUUUUUGUCAGCAAGGAUAUAUAAUAGCGGUUUUGCUUGCCUACAUAAGAAAAAAAGGCAAUGGAGACUGAACAACAGGAGGAGACCUUUACCAACACAGAGACAAAUGACCUCUCUACAGGCAAACGUCCUGCAGAAGAUAUGGAGGAAGAGCAGGCCUUCAAAAGAUCUCGGAACACUGAUGAGAUGGUUGAACUGCGCAUCUUGCUUCAGAGCAAAAAUGCUGGAGCAGUGAUUGGAAAAGGUGGCAAAAAUAUUAAAGCACUUCGUACAGACUACAAUGCCAGUGUUUCAGUCCCAGACAGCAGUGGCCCCGAGCGCAUCUUGAGUAUAAGUGCAGAUAUAGAGACAAUUGGAGAAAUCUUGAAGAAGAUUAUCCCUACUUUAGAAGAGGCAUCGUAUUUACAGUAUCAACACUACAAAGGCAGUGACUUCGACUGCGAACUUCGACUUCUUAUUCACCAGAGUUUGGCAGGAGGCAUUAUUGGCGUCAAGGGUGCUAAAAUUAAAGAACUCAGAGAGAACACUCAGACCACCAUUAAGCUCUUCCAGGAGUGCUGUCCUCAUUCGACUGACAGAGUGGUGCUUAUUGGUGGAAAACCUGAUAGAGUUGUUGAGUGCAUCAAGAUUAUCUUGGAUCUGAUCUCUGAGUCUCCAAUUAAAGGACGGGCCCAGCCUUAUGAUCCCAAUUUCUAUGAUGAAACGUAUGACUAUGGUGGCUUCACAAUGAUGUUUGAUGAUAGAAGGGGACGGCCAGUGGGCUUUCCAAUGCGUGGAAGAGGAGGUUUUGAUCGAAUGCCCCCUGGUCGCGGUGGACGACCUAUGCCUCCUUCAAGAAGAGAUUAUGAUGAUAUGAGCCCUCGCAGAGGACCUCCACCACCUCCACCAGGUCGUGGUGUUAGAGGUGGCAGCAGAGCUCGUAAUCUUCCUCUUCCUCCUCCACCACCUCCUCGUGGCGGAGAUCUGAUGUCCUAUGACCGAAGGGGCAGACCGGGAGACCGUUACGAUGGCAUGAUGAUGCAGUGUCAUGUGGAUGCCUGUGAUGACAUGCAGCCACCAGAGUUGUUUGAGGGUGGCUCUGGUUAUGAUUAUUCUUAUGCAGGGGGGCGUGGUUCAUAUGGAGAUCUUGGUGGACCCAUCAUCACAACACAAGUAACGAUUCCCAAAGAUUUGGCAGGAUCUAUUAUUGGAAAGGGAGGCCAGAGAAUCAAACAAAUACGUCAUGAGUCAGGAGCUUCGAUCAAAAUCGAUGAACCACUAGAAGGCUCAGAAGAUCGGAUAAUAACUAUUACAGGAACACAGGACCAGAUACAAAAUGCACAGUAUUUGCUGCAGAACAGUGUGAAGCAGUAUUCUGGAAAGUUUUUCUAAGACUAGUGAAGAACUGAAGGAGUCCUGCACCCCUUUUUUUUUUAUCUGCUUCUGUUUAAAAAGCCAACAUUCCUCUGCUUCAUAGGUGUUCUGCAUUUGAGGUGUAGUGGAAUCUUUGCUGUACACCAGAUGUUAUGUUUUACUUCCUUACAGAUACAUGGGGGGGGGAAGGGCGCACGAGACUAACAUUGAAAUUUUGAAGUGGCAGAGAGAAUGAAUUCUAUUUUUGUUCAUUGUUGGUGGUAAAUUGUACUGUUUUUCUGUAAUUGUUGUGAACACCCUGCUUUAUUAUGUACACUGUAUCUUACUUCGAAGGGGGAGAAUAUGGUAGGUCCCAUGUCCCUGGCAUUUGUUGAGAGCAGUGUGCAGAAUGAAAAGCAUUUUUGUAAGAAACAUUUUAGGAUUUUUCAAUAAAUUUAGUCAACCUAUUCUUGGUGUUCAUUUUUCUUCAGGUCUACACAAGAUCAUAACUAAAAUGGAUACACCUAGUUUGUUUAUAAAUUAAAGUUCCUGUUAAGCUUGCUCUUCAGUUUCUUUUAUAUAUAGAUGGAGUUAUGUGGGGGUUUUUUGACAAAUUAAAGAGAUCGUGUGAAAACAAUGACUGCUUUGCUGUUUGGGGGGCAGAAAGGUGAAAAUACGCAAAUGUGUAAAACUUGAAAUUUUUGCAAGUGUUUGGCCCUCUUUGCAAUACCUAUAUAUAUUGGUGACAGUAUAUAAAUAAAAUACUUUAAAACUUUGUGAUGUCACUGAGUAAACAGUUGUAAAGUACACCUGGUUUUAGACAGCUUGCUUCAUGCAGAGUUGCUCUACCAUUACUGAAAAAAUUAUACCUGUUUCCUGAGCUUUUGUUUGUAUGAGGUAGGAAUUGCAAAUUGGCAAGAUGAGAUAUAACUAUGUAACUUGUUUUCCAUUGUAUGCAAAACUUCAACUUGUUUCCCAGAUGUUUGUAGAGUUCCGUAAGAAUUAUUUGUGAGAAAUUAAAAAAAAAUUUUAACGCC
Camarhynchus parvulus is the source of this 2570-nucleotide messenger RNA. RefSeq names its product heterogeneous nuclear ribonucleoprotein K (gene HNRNPK). The transcript is spliced from 16 exons. Gene Ontology annotation, molecular function: mRNA binding. The record is from RefSeq and is a predicted model, not a curated record. The coding region runs from base 262 to 1572 and encodes 436 amino acids. Gene Ontology annotation, cellular component: nucleus; cytoplasm. Lineage: Eukaryota; Metazoa; Chordata; Aves; Passeriformes; Thraupidae. Gene Ontology annotation, biological process: regulation of transcription by RNA polymerase II; regulation of mRNA splicing, via spliceosome.